Vidua macroura (Pin-tailed whydah) is the source of this 754-nucleotide messenger RNA. RefSeq lists its product as uncharacterized. The transcript is spliced from 5 exons. Bases 128 to 754 code for a protein of 208 amino acids. NCBI's taxonomy places the organism in Eukaryota, Metazoa, Chordata, Aves, Passeriformes, Viduidae. The record is from RefSeq and is a predicted model, not a curated record.
UGGAACAGCUGCAAGUGGGGAUGCUGCAGAGCUCUGCAGGAUGAGCCCUGCUUCUAAUAGAGAUUGCUCUAGGAGCACUUAGUGUCUUUCUGAGGACUGCCUUUGACACAGAGGCCUCUCUGUAAUAAUGAAAUCAUCAUUAUGGAUAAAUAUGACAUCAGUAACACACUUUUUAAUGUGUUUUUGUUAUGCAUCUUUGGAGUUUCUCAGCCUGAAGGAGCCUGGUGAGCAGAGUGUCACUGUGUGGCCAAUGAGCUGUCUGUGGAAUAGCUGCAGUCUCCAUACCUGCAUCUCCACUGAAAAUAGUCUGGGAACUUCUGCCUUAAUGGAACUUCAGACCACACACCUAGCGAAGGGAAAUGUUAUAAAAAACUGUCAGCCAAGUGUACAGUCUAGUUAUCUUGUGCUAUUGCAUCUUGCAAGUGUAAUUGAAACCCAUCAUCAGAGAAGAUCAUCUUUUGCUGGUUUUACAUGUAAGGAACAACUUGCUCCAGGGUACAUGAACAAGUCCCUUAAGAAUAUAGAGAGAAAAACAGAGCUGGCCCAGUGGAUGGAGAAGAUGGGAUUUACAGUGACAGAACUCACGGAGCACCGGUUUCCCAACUUCCCACCAGCACCUCAGACACAGGUUUGCAUCCUGGCUUGUGAUGCUUCCAGCUUCAUAACCUCUGCUCUGGAUGGCACUUCCCAUCCCCAGCACAGGCCUUCAGAUGUUUCUGUCAGUGUAGCCCCCAUUACGUUUUUGCCAGUGUAG